Molecule: messenger RNA, 920 nt
Organism: Lasiosphaeria miniovina
Lineage: Eukaryota; Fungi; Ascomycota; Sordariomycetes; Sordariales; Lasiosphaeriaceae
Exons: 2
Coding region: 6-920 (304 amino acids)
Source: RefSeq, a predicted model, not a curated record
ACGCAAUGGCACAGCGCUUUCCCAACGUUGCCCUCCUCGGGGCAACAGGCAACCUCGGCCCGGCAAUCCUCGACGCCCUUCGCUUCGCCCAGCCCCCCUUCGCCUCCAUCACAGUAUUGACGCGGACUGGUGGCGCAAACUACCCGCCCGACGUGCAAGUCAAAGUCGUCGACUACAGCUCUCAGGACUCUCUCGUACCGGCCCUGGCCGGCGUCGACGCCGUCGUGUCGUCGCUUACACCACGCGGCGGCGACGCGCAGGCCAACACGCUCGCGGCGGCGGUCACGGCGGGCGUGCGCUUCUUCCUGCCGUCCGAGUUUGGGCUCGCGAGCAGUAACGCGGCGCUUAACCGCGACUUCCCUAACUGGGCGGCUAAGGUGGCCGUACAGCAGCAGCUGGCGGCGCUGCGGGCGGCGGGCACCAUCGACUACGCGCUGCUUUACGUGGGGCUGUUCCUCCACUGGGGCAUGCAGGGCAUGCUGGUGGACCUGGCGGGGCGGCGGGCUGAGCUGUGGGACGGCGGCGACACGCCCAUUAGCUUCACGACCGUGGCGAGCAUUGCUGCGGCUGUCGUGGCUGUGCUUGAGGGCAAGGCCGGCGACAAGGUCGAGCUCAGGGUCAAGGACAUCACCCUCACCCAGCGCCGCCUGCUGGAGCUGUCUGUCCAGGCCGUUGGGCUUGAAGGGUGGGUAGUUACUACGUACGAUACCGUGCAGGCGCAUGCCAAGGCCAAGGAGAAUGCCAAGGUGGGCAUUCCGGAUGUCGGGUAUGCGUUCUUGAAGAGGGCUUUCGCAGACGGCGCAUACGGGACGAGGUGGACCGCCGACGAGGAUGAUAGCGCGGCCCUAGGGCUCAAGGAGUGGACCGAAGACGACGUCGUGGCGCUCCUUCAACGUCUGGCGGCGGGUGCGGAUAACUGA